UCACAACUUCACUUCCGUCACCACUUCAACUGCAACGCCGCCUGCCAUUGCCGCCACGCCCACGCCCGAACCACGCCCAAUACCCCAUCGCAAUCAUGUCUGACAACGAGAACGGCGAGAACGGCGACGAGCUCGUAACCAAGCCCUUCAAGUUUGUCACUGGCUUCGAUGCCCGCUUCCCCAACCAGAACCAGACCAAGCACUGCUGGCAAAACUACGUCGACUACCACAAGUGCAUCAUCGCCAAGGGCGAGGACUUUGCCCCCUGCCGCCAGUUCAUGUUGGCCUACAAGUCUCUGUGCCCCAGCGGCUGGACAUCGCGAUGGGACGACCAGCGUGAGGCUGGCAACUUCCCCGUGAAGCUCGACCAGUAGAAAGUUCGCGACAACACCCAGCAUGCGACAGUUUCUUAGAGCAGGAUAUGAUUGGAUCAGAGUGGCAUCUGCAACUUAGAGCCCUGUAUCAUAGCGAUCGAUAUCAGCAAUGCGACUCUGGUUCAUCUA
Molecule: messenger RNA, 503 nt
Organism: Alternaria rosae
Lineage: Eukaryota; Fungi; Ascomycota; Dothideomycetes; Pleosporales; Pleosporaceae
Product: cytochrome c oxidase polypeptide VIb
Exons: 4
Coding region: 96-374 (92 amino acids)
Cellular component (GO): respiratory chain complex IV; mitochondrion
Source: RefSeq, a predicted model, not a curated record